Microdochium trichocladiopsis is the source of this 636-nucleotide messenger RNA. RefSeq lists its product as uncharacterized. Lineage: Eukaryota; Fungi; Ascomycota; Sordariomycetes; Xylariales; Microdochiaceae. The coding region runs from base 1 to 636 and encodes 211 amino acids. The record is from RefSeq and is a predicted model, not a curated record. The transcript is spliced from 3 exons.
AUGCAUCCGGCAUAUUUCAGCCUUCUGGUGGGUCUUCUCACCCAAACAUCUUCAGCCGCCACCACGAACAAUGCCUGCUCCGGCGGGUUGUAUGCCUUGUUCAUGCCCCUGAAACCGGACCCCCAGGUCAAGGCUUUUUGCAAUGCCAAGUACAAACCUGGCACCAAGACCAUCACUGCGACAGCUUCUAGGACUGGUCCGACCUCCACGGGCACGGUGACAGCUACUGCGUUGUCCACCAGCACCGUGACAUCCACCGUGACGAUAACGACAACUACCUACUCCUCCAUCAAUCCAUAUGCUAUCAAAGACAAGCGUGAAGCCACAACUACACCGGUGAACCCGAAACCCGAGGCCACAUUACUGCCACGAGGAAGAGACGCGUGCGUGCCCUUCCAGCCACUUCCUUGUGGUGAUGCACAGUUACUUAUGCUUCAGCCAGGCUACUCUCUACUCUGUCGGCGGCUGCGGCCAGUUUUGUCACGACAGUAUGCUCCUGCCUCUAUGGGGGCCCUGCUACUUUCGUUACGGAGGGACGGUGACUGCGACCGCGACGGCCACGUCGACAAACGCAGAGCGGCCACCAAACAACCCGUGCCAGACAGAUGCAAAUUGCCAAAACAUCAACGUCGUUGA